Dinoponera quadriceps is the source of this 1840-nucleotide messenger RNA. Its product is annotated as chromatin complexes subunit BAP18. Bases 108 to 593 code for a protein of 161 amino acids. The transcript is spliced from 4 exons. Gene Ontology annotation, cellular component: MLL1 complex; NURF complex. The record is from RefSeq and is a predicted model, not a curated record. Lineage: Eukaryota; Metazoa; Arthropoda; Insecta; Hymenoptera; Formicidae.
CGAUCAGAGCUGUAUGGGAGUGUCACGAGUGCGAUGUAAGAUGGCAUUAGAGUGUCAAACUUUUGUCGAUCGUAUGUUGAAUUCGUGUAUGUUAUCAAAUACACAACAUGAAUUCCGCGAGCAAGGUGGGUGAAAUUUUCACCGCGGCUGGUGCGGCCUUUAGUAAGCUGGGUGAACUUACAAUGCAACUGCAUCCAGUUACAGAUUCUCCAGCAGGUAAAUGGACUGACGAGGAAAUUGAGAUGCUCCGUCACUCGGUGAAGACCUUCAGUGAAGACUUGAACAAAAUAAGUGACCACAUCAAGAGUCGGACGGUUUCACAGAUACGAACUACCUUGAAGAAGAAAGCGUUUGAAGAGGCUGGAGUACCUAUCAGGCAACAGAUGAUUCCUCCGACAGCACAACAAUCGUUGGCUCAACAGCAGCAAUUGUCGAAACAACAAUCGGUAAAUCAGGCUCUAAUGGGAAAAUCUGCGGAUGUCACUUUAAAUAUGCUAAACGCAUCUGAGACAGAAGUAGAUGUUGAAGAACUUCAUGAUGACUGUCAAGUGAAAUUAGAAUUUGAAGGCGCUACUGAGGAAGUUACUUCUUAAUUAAAAGGACUUGGCAUCUUCAUCCAUCACUGUCAUCGUUAUCCUCAUUUAUCUUUCGCGACUUAUUUUGUUAUUAAUUGAUAAACUUAGUUUUAAAUGUAUGAAUUGUAUAAGUUUAAUAAUUUACAUUUCUGUACUAAAUGUGUAAGAACUAAAUUUCUUCACAUAUGUUGUCAUGUUAGGAAUUUUGAUUUUAAGAAACAUUUAAAAUCCAUUAUAAAAUAUUUAAAAAACAUUCGAAUCUAUCUAAUACCGAAUAAUCUAAUAUCGAAUAUGAUAAAAAGAAGAACUUACAGUAACAACAUUUACGAUUUUGAGAAACACCAGGGCCUGUAUUCUCUCUUUUAUCGAUAAAAGUGCUUCAAACGAUUUCUUAGCCAAUCAGGUGGUUCCUGAGCCACUUUUAAAGACAUUUUUAUCGAUAAAAGAAAAUUCAAAAUAUGAGCCCACGGACACAUGACGAAAAAAAUGAUUACAUGUUUUGCGUUUCUUUUAUUUAUAAACAAUCCGGUAUAAUAAUCUUAGCGAUUUUCACUAAAUUCAGAUUAAAGGUGACUUUUAUCAAACUGACUAAUCUAUUUAAUCUAAUCGAAUAUUUAAAAUCGCUAUUAGUGAAACAUUACUUGUUCUAUCUUAUUAAUAGCAGGUAGAAAUUAUAACUUUUCCUGUUAUUAUUUAACAACAAGUUAGAGUCGAUAUACAAAUAAAAAUCAACUACAAGGCAAAUAAAAGUUUGACUUCUAUGUAUAAAGAUGCUAUUUCAUGCAGUGAAGAAAAACCAGCGUAUUACCCUCUCUACCACAAUGCAAAGGAGUGUUUCUGUUCACUUGCUUCCUCUUCAUGAAGCGUGUCUUCGCUAAUUUUUUUGGCCACUGUAAAGAAAAGAAGGACGUCAGGCUUUUUGGCUUUUGUAUAUAAGUAUUGUGCAAAUAAUUUAAAAAAAAGCGUUAUUUGGAGAGUAUGGCAAGUGUCAUUAAUCACAAAAAUUUACUACAAAAAUGGAUUAUAUAUAUAUAUAUAUAUUUUUUUUUUUCUGGUUCUGCCGGAAAUCGAACCCUCUAGCAUAGCAGACCAGUGCGCUGAUUACCAUGCCACGUUCACGCUUAAAUCAGAUGUACAUUUUAUAAUUUAACGAAACUUAAAAGUUCGCAGGUACAUAAGAAACUUACUAUAUUACUAUAUUUAUGGCAGAAUGUCUUACAUAUAUAAAAUUGACACAUUGAUAUAUAUAUGAUAUCAUUCAUAUG